This is a messenger RNA of Pleuronectes platessa (European plaice), 2958 nucleotides long. It is a transcript of the gene ush1ga, whose product is annotated as Usher syndrome 1Ga (autosomal recessive). The record is from RefSeq and is a predicted model, not a curated record. The transcript has 3 exons. Gene Ontology annotation, biological process: sensory perception of light stimulus; equilibrioception; sensory perception of sound. The coding region runs from base 146 to 1564 and encodes 472 amino acids. Gene Ontology annotation, molecular function: protein binding. Lineage: Eukaryota; Metazoa; Chordata; Actinopteri; Pleuronectiformes; Pleuronectidae.
UCCACCGACCCUGGAGGAGAACCGGUGCGGGCGAAAGGGAGAACUCCAGCCGGUCUGUCCUCACCACAUGCCCGCAUGACAACGACGACGACGAUGGUGUUGAUGAAGCGGAAAGGAGUCGAGCAGGGCGGACAAACGGUGCGCCAUGAAUGACAGGUACCACAAGGCGGCCCGGGACGGGUACCUGGACCUGCUGAAGGAGGCGACGCGGAAGGAUCUCAACGCGCCGGAUGAGGAUGGCAUGACACCGACGCUGUGGGCUGCCUUUCACGGCAACCUGGAGGCCCUGCGGCUCAUCGUGGCGAGGGGAGGAAACCCCGACAAGUGUGACAUGUGGGGGAACACGCCGCUCCACCUGGCAGCCGCCAACGGUCACCACAACUGCCUUUUCUUCCUGGUGUGUUUCGGUGCCAACAUCUGGUGCCUGGACAACGACUACCACACGCCGUUGGACAUGGCCGCCACGAAGAACCACAUGGAUUGCGUCCGCUACCUGGAUUCCAUCGCCUCCAAACAGACGGGCCUCAACCCCAAGCUGGUCGGAAAGCUGAAGGAUCGGGCGUUUCGUGAGGCCGAGCGGCGGAUCAAAGAGUGCAUGAAGAUGCAGAAGAAACACCAGAAGCGCAUGGAGAGAAAGUUCCACCGGGAGACCUCUGAGGCGUCGGCAUCGGACGUCAUGAGUUUUUCCAGUUACAACAGCAGCUCUGUUAGCCACAAGCUGUACAACUUCAAUGCUGCUACCGUCAGUGUGCCAUAUUCACAGGCUACUCUCCAUGCCACAAAUCGAGGGAAGACAAAGAUCCAAAAGAAGCUGGAUAAGAGGAAACAAGGAGACGGCACCUUUAAAAUCUAUGAGGACGGACGAAAGAGUGUCCGCUCCCUCUCUGGACUUCAGCUGGGCAACGAUGUCAUGUUUGUCAAACAGGGGACGUACGCGAACACAAAGGACCGCGGCCGCCGCAAUGUCCGGGACAUGUUCCCCCGGGACAAUGACGAUGCCAUUUCACGUGCCAUGAGCGAGCCAGAUCUCCACAGGCCCGAUGUGGACUAUUCUGAGAUCAGCACAGACUCGGGACAUGAUUCCCUGUUCAACCGGCCCGGUCUGGGCACCAUGGUCUUCAGGAGGAACUAUGUGAGUGGUGGGCUGUUUGACCUUAGUGGUCGGGAUGAGGCCAGUGCGGACCAGUCGGGCAGCAACGUGCGAUUACGCAGUCGGCUGCAGCCAUACCCGAGUCUAGACGAAGACAGCAUCGGCAGCGCGCGCAGCCUACAGGAGAGGAACGCUGAGGAGCUGCCCUGGGAUGAAGUGGAGUUAGGGCUGGACGACGAUGACGAGCCCGAGACGAGUCCUCUGGAAGUCUUCCUGGCUGCACAGAGCAUGGGCGAGUUUAACUCCAUCUUCAAGAGGGAGAAGAUUGAUCUCGAAGCACUGCUGCUGUGCUCUGACCGCGACCUCAAGAGUAUCCACAUCCCCUUAGGCCCGAGGAAAAAGAUCCUAGAUGCCUGUAAGAGACGGCUGGAGUCCAUAGAGGAGCCGGACGGCAUCGAGGAUACAACGCUGUGAUGUCUGACAUUUUCAUUUGCCCAGUGUGGUAAGGAACAACAACAUAUUGUUUUUCUAGUUGUCUCUGUGCUCCAGCACACUGGAUUUAAUAUGAAACUAGAUACGUGAGGGAGUGCCAACAUUCAACCCACCUCAGAUGAAGAGUAUGGGACUUAUGUACCUUUCUAUAGAAGAAGAAUCUGCAAUGUUUAGAGGCGAGCAGCUGCACCUUGCUUUUGCAAACCGACAUUUCUAUAUGCACCACCUCAUACCUGGGCUAUCUGCAUCGUUAUUCUACAAAUGCCUGUAAUCGGGGGGCUUGGUUGGCUUCAAGCAGAAGAGUCACACUCUAGGCUUCACUACAGUCAGUGGAUUUCUUGCUUAUUUUGGGACCUUUGUUCUGGUUUUUAUUAUGUGUUUAAUUGGGAUUUAGGUAAAAUGGCUAAACUUUUCAGGAGAAGACCAUCCAGACAGCCUGUGAACAUUCUCAAUCACUCUUUUAAGUUAAUAUAUCAGGAUCAUAACCUUGCAGGGAUACGUUUUAAAUUCAUUUUUCCUGGAUUUGAGACAAUAAAUAACAAAUAUAUUACUGUCCAAAUAAUAAUGGACCGCUUUGGACAUGUUGCUUCUUGCCGUUAAGCCACUGAGAAAAUGUGUUGUGUAAAGAAACCCUCUUCGGUUACAAACAUGGAUUCUCCAGCUGUGUGCUUAUCCAGCCUUAAAGGUCAGUGGACCAUUGUGGAGUGAAUGUCACAGGGAGGACUUAAUGAUUUACCUCCCGUUUUAACCCAGUGGUAACAAAGCAGAAAGGAUACUGUCAAGAUGAAUACGUCAAAGCAAGAAGACACGAGCGAGAUAAAUUGUUAACGGGAUUCGUUGUACAGCGUCGGCCUCGGCCUCAGGAUCACUGAAAAUAUCUCUGUAAGUCGAUUGGUUGGAGGCCUCUGUGCUGCGUGGUUUAACAAACUGAAAGACGGUCAUCGAGUGUAGUGCCGUGCCGUGCCGUUGUAUGCCAUGUGGCAUCGUCAACAAAGAGUUGAUUGUGGGGUUUGUGUCCCCUGGAUGCGUUUGCCCCUGUGGGGUAAAUCCUACCACCUCAUGUGCCUGCAUUGAUUGUGCCUGUGCAUUUGCUUAAAAGUUUAUUUUUGUCAUAACAAAAAACAACAUUCGACAUUGACUUCAUUGUAACUUUAUUAAUAACCUUCACCAUAACUUUUUGAGAAGCAUUUUCAUUUUCACACGCUGUUUCCUUGCCGAUGCAUUUUUGUGUCUCUGCAGGCCAACUGUUCAUUGAAGUUACUGUUGUGAUAUUGUAAAAGCCUGUAAAAACACCAUAUUGAGCUUAUUUUAUAAUAGAAAUGAUUAUUUAUAAUGUUUAUACUGUAGGAGGAUUAUAAACCUUUGUAUGUCACUCA